Encephalitozoon romaleae SJ-2008 is the source of this 906-nucleotide messenger RNA. RefSeq names its product DNA topoisomerase VI subunit A. The transcript has a single exon. NCBI's taxonomy places the organism in Eukaryota, Fungi, Microsporidia, Unikaryonidae. The record is from RefSeq and is a predicted model, not a curated record. Gene Ontology annotation, cellular component: nuclear chromosome. Gene Ontology annotation, molecular function: DNA topoisomerase type II (double strand cut, ATP-hydrolyzing) activity; DNA binding; ATP binding. Bases 1 to 906 code for a protein of 301 amino acids. Gene Ontology annotation, biological process: meiotic DNA double-strand break formation; reciprocal meiotic recombination; meiotic DNA double-strand break processing.
AUGACAUCUACCUCCACCAAAAUAUCCAAAUCGCUAAGAUAUAGCACACUGAAGCUUCUAACGGAUCUCAAGUCAAGAACUCUUGUGGUGAGAAUCAGACUCCAUGAGAUAAUUAUUGAGAUGCAAGAGUCUGGAAUUUCCAGAAACGAAAGAGAGAUCUUUUAUAUGGAUGUAAAUGUAUUCAGAACACAAACCACUGUCAAAAGGAUGAUAUCUAGCAUUGCUUCGGAGCUUCGGGUCUCAAAAUAUGAGCUUGGUGUGAGGAAUACUCUUAAAGGAACCUUUAUUGGGAGGCUAACUUUCAUUAAAUGCGGCAGCCUCAGUGCAAUGGAGAUAUGCUCACCGGAGAACACACCACAGCUCAUUCCAGAUAUGUCAAAGGUAAAAGAAGUACUCUGCGAUUAUAAAAAAGUUUUAGUUGUUGAGAAGGAUACAAUAUUGCAGCGAAUAGCCUCUGAGAUUGGAAGAGAAAGAUGUCUUGAAGGAGUAUUGCUUGUCUGCGGAAGAGGAUAUCCCUGUAAAAACACAAUGCUACUACUGAAAAUGAUAGAGAACAAGACAACUAUCUCAGGAUUCUUUGACUUUGAUCCAUUUGGUAUUCACAUUUUUUGCAUUUACAAGCAUGGAAGUAGGAUGGAUCCAGAUACAAGGGUUGAGACUAUUACAAGGAUCGGAGUGUGUGUAGAAGACGCCCUUGAGAGAAAUAAAUGGGAAGGUGGUUUUUUAGAGCUGAGCGACCAUGACUUGAAAAUGAUAGAUAAACUCAUGAAAUUCAAGGAUCUAGCCAGCGAUCUACUAUUCCUGAAGAAGACCAAUAAAAAAAUCGAAAUGGAAGCUUUCUUCAGCAAAACCUCAGAAGAACUAAGGCAUUUCCUUUGCAAAGCUUUAAGAAGAAUGAAGAAUUAA